Messenger RNA from Tilletiopsis washingtonensis, 7280 nucleotides. RefSeq lists its product as hypothetical. The transcript is spliced from 4 exons. The coding region runs from base 197 to 6991 and encodes 2264 amino acids. The record is from RefSeq and is a predicted model, not a curated record. NCBI's taxonomy places the organism in Eukaryota, Fungi, Basidiomycota, Exobasidiomycetes, Entylomatales. Gene Ontology annotation, cellular component: nuclear body. Gene Ontology annotation, molecular function: ATP binding; helicase activity; transcription termination site sequence-specific DNA binding. Gene Ontology annotation, biological process: termination of RNA polymerase II transcription.
CAGCGUCGCAUCGCCAGCCGAGCGUGUCUGCCGCGCCGCAUCUGCCGCGCCGCAUCUGCCGCGCCGCAUCUGCCGCGCCGCAUCGCCGUCGUCUUCUCGCGAGCGCCUCAUCACCAGCUGCGGUGCAUCAGCAUCGUCGCAUCGGCCGCGUCGCUCGCCGCGUCGCGCAGGCAUCGCGCGCGGCCGCGGCUGAGCAAUGAUCAAGACCGAGCCCGGCGCGGCGUCGUCCUCCACACCGGCGCCCGGCGCCGCUUCGUCGUCGUCAUCGUCGUCGACGUCAGCAGCGGCACUCGAGGAGCACGCACGCUCCGCUCGUCUGCAGGACAUUCUGCAGAAGAUCAAGGUCGAACCGCGCUCGACGGAUCUCAUCGAGGAGCUCAUCCUCGAGGCGCUCGAUCACACAGCGCACGUCAAGCAUCCGCUCUGCGCUCGCUCUGCGGACAAUGACGAGGCGCGCAAGCUGCACCGCGAGGUGCAGACGUGCAUGCUGCGCGUGCGCAGCUUCCGGCCCAUCGAGCAGAUCGUCGAGUGGCUCAGCAGAGUUGAGCGCGCGGUGCUCGGCUGCACGGAAUGCGCUGAUGGAUACGCGGUAGCGCGUGGAGAGAUCCACAGCCGCUAUCUGCACGUAUAUCCGCCGGCGUCACACGCCAAGUUCGACGCAUCGAUGGCGACGUGGGAGAGCGACGUCUGCAUCUCGCUGCUCGUGCGGCGCAACGUCACGCCAGGCGGCGGCCUCGGCAUGCUGCCGCAAGCGGAGCUCUACUUCUGCACGCACGCGCUCGGCUCGCUCCUCGGCGCGCCAGGGACACGGCCAGCGAAGGACACGCUCCUCGAGCACUUCGGCUCUGCGAUGACGCGGCAUGCGCUGCUGCGCAACGUCUCGCCCGGCCUGCUGGCGCUUGCGCUGCUGCCGGGCAAGGCAGAGACCGUGCAGCCUGGCUCGGCGCUCUCUCCCCGUGACUGGGCGCGCGAGCAGCUCUCCGCUCUGCGCCUGCGCCCGGUGCCCGAGGAAUUUGCGAGCACGCCGCUUCUGCAGCUGCUCGUCGACUUUGGGCGCACUGCGAGCGAGGACGACAAGGCGCUGCUGCGCAAAUGGGGCCCGCCGUCAUGCGCUCGCGCGCUGCGGCCUGCGGCAACGGCUGUCAAGCGCGAGCCAGGCCCGCCUGACGCGUCUAUCUCGAGCGGCAGCGCCGCCGUCGCCUCGAGCAGCACCUCCACCACCACAGCUGCGCAUCCCGUCGCUUCGAGCAGCCGCAACGGCAGCAGCAGCAGCAGCAUCGCCAUCGCUGCGCACGACUGGACCGCCAUCGCUGCCACGCUCGCAUCCUCGUCAUCACCAAUGUCCGCCUCACUCGCGAAGCCGCUGCUUGCCAGCGUCGGCGAGCGCGAUCCGGAGCGCCUCCACGAGCUGCUACGCUGCUUCGCGCUGCUGCUCGAGAAGGAGAAGGCCGACGUGUGGGAGGGCGGUCGAGACUCGGAGCGUGCAGCCGUCGCACUCAGCGGCUUGCUCAGCAACACGGCGCUCCUGACGCUCCUCGAGCGCGAGCACAACGACGCAACGCCGCACGCCGCUCUCGCUUGGACGAUGCCGCUGCUCGCCUCGCUCCGCGGUCUGCCUGUCAGCAGCCGCUCCGGCGACGUCGCUGGCGGCGCUCUCGAUGCGCAUGACGAGGCGUUGCGUCGCAUCGUCAACUUCUGCCUCGAGCGCUGCCAGGCCGGCCACGUAGACGACGAGACUCGCUUGCGCGGUGCUGCAGAAGGCAUCGCCAUCCUGCGCACGACACUGCAGAGCGACGAAGCAGACGCAGCACUGCGUGUCUCGAGCCUGUACGCCUCGACGAUCGCAUCGCUUGCGCUGCGCGGCCGUCUGCCCGCUCGCUCCUCGCUUCUGCCAUCGACGGCACCUGCGCGCGCUGCUGCACUGCAGCUGAUGAGCGAGAUCUACGCUUCCGACGCCGCACGUCUUGAAGAGGCUUUCUGCGAGCUCAGCACUCUCACGCGCGCGCAUAACAAGGCGUGGAGUGCUCGUCGUCGUCGAAGCAAGCGCAGCGACGGCUCCGAGACGGUGCACAACCCCGACGGGCAGCGCACGGAAGACGUCUACGUCGCAGCCGCUGCCGGGCCGUGGCCCAGCCCGGUGCUGUGCCCGGAGAUGUGGAACGAAGGAAAGGCGGCUUUCAACGAGGAUGCCAGCCUCUUCCUCGAACCACUCGCUCGUCUAUCCGUCUUCGUCGAACCGACGCUCUCUACGCACAUGCUGCCCGAGACGAAGGGGAGCGCUGGCUUCGCGUCGUAUCGCAGCGCGCUCAAGGCCAGCAUCCUCUCGCUGUCGCGCGCCCUGCGGACUCAGCGAAGCGCGCUCUCUUCGGCGCUCGUCGCCGUCGGCGAUGCAGGGCGCGAGUCUGCCCUGCAGAGCCUCUGCGUCGAGCACACCGCUGCGCUCAUCACGGCGAUCCUCUCGCCCGAGCAAGACGUGCACCGUGCUGCGCUCAACGUCGUGCGCGCCACCUUCGACGAAGCGUCGACUCGCGCCGACUGCUUCAUGGCGCUGCUGCGCUCAAGUCCGGCACGCGCGCUCGAGGGACUGCAGGAUUACCUCACGCGCUUCGUCGCCGCGCUCUCGCUGCUCGUCGAGGCAAACGAGGCCGCACGCUGGAUGGUGCGCUCCUUCACGGACAUCAUCGACGCGCUCUGCUCGCCGCUCGAAGGCCUGCUGCGCAAUGGCACGCCGCACUCGUACCUCGACUCGUCCGCCGCGCGCGAUGCAAUCGGCCGUCACGUCCCCUCUAUAUGGACGCUGAUGUGCCAGAGCAUUGCCUCGAUCUUCAAGCACACGCCGAGCUGGAGCCGUGUGCUUGCGCAGGAGGAACUCGUCGCCUGGUUCCGUGACGUGCUGCUCUUCGCCUGCGACACGGUCGAGCACGCUGCGACGAUCCGCGCUGCCGUCGAGAGCCUGCCGGAGCACGACGACGACGAGGAGGACUUCAUCUUCGCUGCCCUCGCUUUCCCGCUCGAGGAGGCAUGCAACUGGCUGCGCAUGAACAACGAGGCGAUCCUCAGCGAGACGCGCGCCUACAUCGUCAAGGCGCUCGACCGCUUCAAGGACGACGUGCCGCUGCCGAAGACGGUGCAGCAGAACAUGCUCGGCUUCAUCGAUGCGCAGCUCGCUGAGCCCGACGCGGACCGGCGCAAGACGCUGCUCAGCACGACGGAGCUGCAGGAGCUGCGCGGCCUGCUCAUCCCGGCCGGCAGCGUCGUCGAGAUCUCAGACGACGAGGACGACUUCCAGAUUGUCACGCCGCCCGCUCAGUCGGCUCCGUCAUCCGUUGCUCGCUCUGCGGACCACAAGGACUCGCCGACGACAGUCUCGAGCUUCUGGCAAGCGAGCCAGAGCGCUGCGCUGUCUGCAUCGCAGGAGCGUAAGCGGCGCAUGAAGCAGCAGAAGCUCUCGUGGGCAAAGGCGAAGCCCAUCGACGUCGACGCUCUGCCGACGCCGCCGUCUCGUCCUGCUGCGCCCGCUGCGCCUCGUCCGUCGGCGAACAAGUACCAGCCAGCCGGUGCACGUGCUGCCGCGCCGAAGGCCAGCGGCGGCCUGCUCUCGACGAUGCGCCACGACUUUGCCGCGCAGCGGCAGGUCAUCUUCCGGCCGAACAACGUCAACCAGCGCCCGCGCCUGCCGUCGGACCGCGAUCUCGCUGCGCCCAUCAAGGCGCCCGCCGCGUACAGCACCGUCACUGGCGCUCAGCCGGAGGGUGGCCUGCGCAAAGCGACGACAGCAGCUCCUGCCAGCGACUCGACGAGCGAGUCGAGCUCUGACGACGAGGAAGAUGGCGAUCAGGCAAAGGGCCUCGCUGCGCUCACCGGGCGCAAGGCCAAGUCGCCGAUCAAGAUGCGCAGGGCUGCUGCUGUCACUGCUGCAGCCCCUCCUCGUCGCACAAUGAUGCUCCACGACACGCGCGCCGAGGAUCUCGCACGCGAGCGAGCCGAGGCAGAGCGGAAGCGUCGUCUCCGUGCGCCAGCCGACUUUGGCCAGCUGCACCGCUCGAUCCUCUCGUGGCCCUUCCACGUCGACGGCGAGGAGCCUCCGACGCUGCCAGGGCAGCCUCCAGCGCGCUUUCUGCCAGUGCCGGCUGCCGGCUUCACAUCGGCGGAGCAGUACGCCAAUGUCUUCGGGCCCAUGCUGCUCCUCGAGUCGUGGGCAGAGCUGCAGAACGCCAAGGAGGAGAUUGCGCGCGGCGCACCGGAGAAGCGGCCCAUCAACGUCGAGAUUGUCAGCCGCUCUUCGGUCGACGGCUUCAUCGACCUCACUGCGAGCCUGCCCGCCGGCCUCAUCAGCAGCGGUCCGAAGGGCUUCCGCCUGAUGGACACCGACGUCGUCUACCUGAGCGAGCUUGCCGGCGCUUCCGCGGUCGCACCGCAGCAGGCGCGCACCGUGCUUGCCAAGGUCGAGGCCUUCCGCUCCGGCCACGGCAACAGCGGCGUCACUCUGCGCUGCUGCAUCGCUUCGGAUCGUCAGGGAGUCGGCUCUGCGCUCGUGCCCGGCUCACGCUGGCAGCUCGGCAAGCUCUUCGCCCUCACGACGCUGCACCGCGAGUGCGCCGCGCUUAUGGCCUUUGCCGACUUCGAUCUCGUCGGCGACGUGCUGCACGGCCGCGCUGCGUCACGCUCUCCGAUCCCGAACGCCGACAUCGAGGCCGUCAUGGCGCAGCACGCCGUCAACAGGCCGCAGGCCGAGGCAAUCAUCGGCGCCAUGAGCUCGGAGAAGGGCAUCUCGCUCAUCCAGGGCCCGCCGGGCACCGGCAAGACGAAGACGAUCUGCAGCCUCGUCGCGCACUUCAUCGCGACACGCCGUGCGCCUGCGACAUCGGUGCAGGCUGGCCGUGCCGGCGUGCGCGAGCCGAAGAGGAAGAUCCUGCUCUGCGCUCCGUCAAACGCCGCCAUCGACGAGGUUGCUCGACGCGCGCAGCAGGGCUUCCGCAGCCGCGACGGCAAGAUCGUCAAGCCCGUUGUCGUGCGCGUCGGCCGCGAGGAGACAAUGAACGUCGGCGUCAAGCACAUCUCGCUCGACGCACUGCUCGAGGCGCGCCUCGCUGCGCACAGCACGUCGGGUGAGACCGGCGCGCCGCAGGAUCCCUCCGUCAUCCACGCCGAGAUCAAGUCUCUGCGCGACGAGAAGGAGGCGAAGCUGCACGAGCUCGAGACGGAGCGCGCCAACGGCGGCGGCAACGCAGCGCGCAUCGGGCAGCUGCAGGCCGAGGUCAAGAACCUGUCUGCCCGACGCAUGGCUGCGAUGAGCCGCCUCGACGAGGCAAAGGAUCAGCGCCAGACGCGCGCGCGCCAGGCCGAGGCCGACCGUCGCCGCGUGCAGUACGAGAUCCUCGCCGACGCCGACGUCGUCUGCACGACGCUUGCAGGCGCCGGCCAUCCGCUGCUCGGGCAGCUGCCCUUCGACUUUGAGACCGUCGUCAUCGACGAAGCGGCGCAGGCGGUGGAGCUGAGCUCGCUCAUCCCGCUGCGCUACGGCUGCCGGCGCGCCAUCCUCGUCGGCGAUCCGAAUCAGCUGCCGCCGACAGUCAUCUCGCAGCGCGCGCAGCGCCUCAAGUACGCGCAGUCGCUCUUCGUGCGCAUCUUCGAGGCGGCGAGCAGCUCGGUGUACCUGCUCAGCAUCCAGUACCGGAUGCACCCGCUCAUCUCGUCGUUUCCCUCGCGCGUCUUCUACGACUCGAAGCUCAGCGACGGGCCCGGCAUGGCCGAGCUCACGGCGCAGCCAUGGCAUAAGGAGACGCUGCUCAAGCCCUUCCGCUUCUUCGACGCGUACCGUGGCGCAGAGCGCUCGGCGCGCGGACACUCCGUCGUCAACAGCGAGGAGGCGCAGAUUGCAGCUGCGCUCUACGAGCGGCUGAAGGCCGAAGCGCGUCGCUACAGCAAGGACCUCGACUACCGCGUCGGCGUCGUGACGAUGUACAAGGAGCAGGUCUUCGAGCUCAAGCGCACGUUCCUCGCACGCUUCGGCCCUGACGUCACGGACGUCGUCGACUUCAACACCGUCGACGGCUUCCAGGGCCAGGAGAAGGACGUCAUCAUCCUCUCUGCCGUGCGCACGAAUGCCGUCGGCUUCCUCAGCGACCGGCGCCGCGUCAACGUCGCUCUCACGCGCGCAAAGAGCAACGUCUUCGUCAUCGGCUGCGCAAAGCUGCUGCGCACCGACGCGCUCUGGGGCACGCUCGUCUCGCACGCCGACCAGUUGGGCGUGCUCUCAUCGGUUGUGCCGACGACGUUCAGCAUGCUCGCUGCGCAGGCCGCGCCGCGCAAGAGCCUGCCGAGCACCUCUGCCUCGCCUGCGCCUCGCAAGAGCGCCACAGCUGCAGCAGCAGCUGUGCCGACGAGCGCAGGCGCCAUGACGCCGGCGCAGCUUCGCAAGCAGACGCCGGCCUCGAGCAAAGCGUCGCCUGCAGGUGUCAAGCGCUCGCGCCCUCCGUCGCCUUCCGGCACGCCGCCGGUCAUUCCCGCUCCGCCUCCGCCGCCGUCGGCGUCGGUCCCGCCCGGCCCUGCUCCAGGCCCGCCUCCGAAGCGCCCGCGCAUCGACGCUGCGCCGGUACGGCCAUCGCAGCCGCCUGCGCAGUACGCGCAGCAGCAGUCGGCGCAGCAGCAGUCGCAUGCACAGCGCCUGCAGCAGUGGAAGGCGCGCAACGUCGACACGUCUCGUCCUUCUGCGCCGCCCGUCAUCCGCUCUGCAAACCCGACGCCGCCGCCGCUCUCGAAGAACCAGCAGAAGCGCGAGCGUCGCGCCCAGCAGCAGGCGCAGCAGCAGCAACAGCAGCAGCAGUACCGGCCGCCGGCGCAGCAGCAGCAGCAGCAGGCAGGACCGUCACGUCCCGCCGUCGCCCCUGCUGCUGCUGCUUCUCGCCCUGCCGGUCCAAGCGCUGCUGCGCUUGGCAGCCUCUUCGUCAAAAAGAAGCCUCCUCCGAAACGGAAGCCUGGCGCGCCCUGACAAGCGCGCAUCCUCCAUCCCUGUAUCUCUCUCUCUCUCUCUUGCGCUCGUCAUCAUCAUCAUUCUCUGCCGCGUACUCACAUCAUUCAUGUCUCGCUGUGGCGUCCCCUUCAUCAAGCGCUCGAUAAUGCAACAUCGUCCCUUUCAUUCUCCUUUUCCUUCUUCGCUCUCGUCGCGCCAUCGCACCCACACCUGAUCCCCGACGCGCACCUCGCCCGUCGACUCCGGCACGGCGUACACGCCAAAGCACGGGCCCUCGCGCUUGCCGGGCGUCUUGAGGCGCAUUCGG